Clarias gariepinus (North African catfish) is the source of this 865-nucleotide messenger RNA. RefSeq names its product eukaryotic translation initiation factor 1A X-linked a (gene eif1axa). Gene Ontology annotation, cellular component: cytoplasm. The transcript is spliced from 7 exons. Gene Ontology annotation, molecular function: RNA binding; translation initiation factor activity. Lineage: Eukaryota; Metazoa; Chordata; Actinopteri; Siluriformes; Clariidae. The record is from RefSeq and is a predicted model, not a curated record. Gene Ontology annotation, biological process: translational initiation. The coding region runs from base 124 to 558 and encodes 144 amino acids.
CCCGGAAGUGAUUUAACGUCGAGGUGAACGCUAGUUGUGCUAACAGCGCCUCAGUGCAGGUUUACUGAACACACACACACACACACACACCCGGAGAGCAGGAGUGUGUAGAUUGUGGUGAAGAUGCCGAAGAAUAAAGGUAAGGGAGGAAAGAACCGGCGGCGCGGUAAGAAUGAGAACGAGUCUGAGAAGAGAGAGCUGGUGUUUAAGGAGGAUGGACAGGAGUACGCUCAGGUGAUUAAAAUGUUGGGAAACGGACGGUUAGAGGCGAUGUGUUUUGAUGGAGUGAAGAGACUGUGUCACAUCAGAGGAAAACUGAGGAAAAAGGUUUGGAUAAACACGUCUGACAUCAUUUUAAUCGGACUAAGAGAUUAUCAGGAUAAUAAAGCUGAUGUGAUUCUGAAGUAUAAUGCAGAUGAAGCGAGAAGUCUGAAGGCGUACGGUGAACUGCCUGAACACGCUAAAAUUAACGAGACAGACACGUUCGGACCGGGCGACGACGACGAGAUUCAGUUCGAUGACAUCGGAGACGACGACGAGGACAUUGAUGAUAUCUGAGGCGGCGGUGUGUGUGUGUGUGGGUGGAUGGAUGAAGGAUGGCUGUGUUUACACUAAGAGGACGAUACUGCUUGCUUCUGAUUGGACAGAAUUCAUUCAACUUCUUUUUUUUUUUUUUCCACCUGACAAACUGGUGAUUUAAUCUCUCUCUCUCUUUCUCUCUCUCUCUUUCUCCCAGUAGCCCAUUUCAACCUACAGUUUUUUGUUAGUGUUUUAAAGUAUUUAUAUUUUAUUUCACCGUUUUUGCUGAAGUGUAAAGUUUAGAAUGUGACACCAAGAUUUACAAUAAAAGAAUUAAACCCACCGA